CUCCACUCUCCCUCCCUCCCCCCGUGCGGGGUUGCUUCAUUUGCGGCCAUUUUGUUCGCUCACUUUGUUGAUUGGGCUUUAGCAAGCUGUACUGGAGCCAAUCAGAGGGAAACCGGACAGCGGCGAGCACACGAACGGCUUGUUGGUUAAGCGGCUAUGGAGCAGUACACGGCUGCCACCACGGCGACUGGAGAGCAGAUUGUAGUGCAGACUGCCAAUGGACAGAUCCAACAGCAGGUGCAGGGGCAGCCUCUGAUGGUCCAGGUGAGCGGCGGGCAGCUCAUCACGUCAUCCGGACAGCCCAUCAUGGUGCAGGCCAUGUCAGGGGGCCAGGGUCAGACCAUUAUGCAGGUUCCUGUGUCUGGGGCUCAGGGAUUGCAACAGAUUCAAUUGGUGCAGCCUGGCCAGAUCCAGCUGCAAGGUGGUCAAACUCUGCAGCUCCAGGGUCAGCAGGGCCAGCCUCAGCAGAUCAUCAUCCAGCAACCCCAGACGGCCAUCACCGCUGGACAGAACCAGGUGUUAAAUAUUGGCCAACAAAGUGGUCAGCAGAUCAGUGUGCAAGGUCAACAAGUGGCUCAGACAGCUGAUGGACAGACUAUUGUCUACCAGCCAGUCAAUGCAGAUGGAACUGUGCUACAGCAGGGAAUGAUCACAAUUCCCGCCGCCAGCUUGGCGGGUGCCCAGAUAGUACAGGCAGGAGGUGCCAACACCAACACCACCAAUAGCCAAGGCACUGUGACCGUCACCCUGCCCGUCUCUGGCAACAUGGUCAAUGCAGGUGGAAUGGUCAUGGUAAGACCCAAUGUUGAGAUGGUGCCCGGAGGUGGCACAGUGCCCACAAUGCAACGGAUUCCUCUGCCAGGCGCCGAGAUGCUGGAGGAGGAGCCCCUCUAUGUGAACGCCAAGCAGUACCACCGCAUCCUAAAGCGAAGGCAGGCCCGCGCCAAGCUGGAGGCUGAGGGCAAGAUCCCCAAAGAGAGGAGGAAAUACCUGCACGAGUCUCGCCACCGUCACGCUAUGCAGCGUAAACGAGGCGACGGAGGGCGGUUCUUCUCACCCAAGGAAAAGGAAGAAAUGGCCCUGGCAUUGGCACAGCAACAGCAGGAAGUGGCACAGGCGGCAGCCGACGAGACGGUGGCUCAGAUGAUCAGAGUGUCGUAGCAUGACUCAGGUUGACCCUUCAUCCUGUUUACCAGCUCGUCUUAUUUGUCACUCUGAGCUACCGGCUAACAGGCCAGCAGCAGUAGCUGCCCUCUUUUCUGGAACUUCUCAUUCUCUUUUUGUGCGUGCGUGUGUAGUUGAAAAAAAUAUCUCCCUUCUUAUAUUUCGCACUGCAAUAUUCUCCCUGACAAAAGUUAUGGCUACACCGUCUUGUCGUUUGUAAAACUAUUCUUUUAAGAUGAAAUGCUUUCUUUGGCCAAACACUUAGCACCUACUAUUUAUUUCCCACCCAGAAUAAGUCAUGGUUACACCAAGUCUACUUCGUUCAAUGCUGAUAAUGAAUGAGUCAUGACGUUUAACUGGUACAGCCUUUUUUUUGUUUUGUUUGAACUUGUUAAUGCAUGUUCUGAUUUUCCUUUGUUUUGAGUCUUCCCUCACACCCCCAACAAACAUUUGUGAAAAUAUUGUAUAUUAAUCAUGUUUCCCUCCCCUACUGUACGUUAGCUUGCCAGCUUUUUGGGACAUUGUAUACAAUGUUGUUAGGAUUUUUGUUUAUAGGGAAAACGUUCUAUUCACACGUGUUUGACUUGUAUAUUUUUAUUCAUUAAAUGAAGCAAUGUUGUCUUUUUUACAUAAACAGUUUAUAAAAAAUAA
This is a messenger RNA of Syngnathus typhle (broad-nosed pipefish), 1815 nucleotides long. RefSeq names its product nuclear transcription factor Y, alpha, like (gene nfyal). The record is from RefSeq and is a predicted model, not a curated record. Gene Ontology annotation, cellular component: CCAAT-binding factor complex. NCBI's taxonomy places the organism in Eukaryota, Metazoa, Chordata, Actinopteri, Syngnathiformes, Syngnathidae. Gene Ontology annotation, biological process: regulation of transcription by RNA polymerase II. The transcript is spliced from 9 exons. Bases 157 to 1161 code for a protein of 334 amino acids. Gene Ontology annotation, molecular function: RNA polymerase II cis-regulatory region sequence-specific DNA binding; DNA-binding transcription factor activity, RNA polymerase II-specific.